CUCCCGCUAUCUAGGUAUCGAAGUUGCUUUCCUAGAGUUCUGGAUCGAUAGAGCAUUGUCUAAGAGAAUAGUUCGCUCUUCCUGCGUCCAGGCAUAAAUUAGUAAGUAGUAUCCUACAAGCUUGGUAAACCCGAUUGUCUUACUGAACUGAGCUUCAACAAUAGAGGACAGCGCCCUCUUAUCCGGAUCGAGCAUUCCUGGCCAAGAAAACCCUGAUCAAGGAAUUGCUUAUAUAGACUGCACAAGAAUCAUAGCACUCUUCUCUCGCUUUCUGCUCUCCCCUGACAUAGGUGCCUAGUGGUAGACUAGAGGGGGACUUAUAAAAAGGUCAGAAAGGCCAGUUGCGCUAAGAAAAAGGAGCCUUCGGUGACAGCAGCUAAAUACAAUAAGGGGGCAAAGAAGUAGCCUUUCAUCCCCUUUGUGCAAGGCUUUCUGGAGACGUAUCAGCCUAUAUUCCUACUAAUGUGAUCCCCAUUACUUCAAAUAUGUUCUACACUACGAUAUCUUGCUCUGAUCUUCUUUACAACUAUCUUUUUUGAAGCAGAUAGUUCACAGUGCUCAUUAUAUCGAUACUGGGAAAGAAAAAACAAAAAAUGAAACAAUCGGUUAGGAUGAAUUUAUUUCGCAGUGUUAAGGUUCUCUUGCUAAGCGGUCUGAUGUUCCUUUUCUAUCUUCUCGGGGGGAGCGCCUUUUUUUGUUCUCUUCUAUCGAAGGUAGCAGGCUUCCUAGGGGUGAAGGCCCUCUCUCUCCUUUUUAGCAAGGUGGGCUGCUCCUCCGCUCUGGCCUCAGUGAUAGGCUGUGCUUUUCGAGCGCUCGUCACUGCGGGGAUCGGAGCCAAUAUGGUGAAUCCGUCGGGUGGGGAAAUAAUCCCUUCCAAUUCAGGUUCCGGGGGACCAUCACACGCGAACUCCUGGACGGAAGAUUCGUUCUCGAUAGGAGUGUUGAUGGAGCCUUUUCCCGAAACGGAAAUGGAGGGCACCUCAGUUCGUUCUUCGGUGGCACGCGAUGAAGCGGGCCCGUCCCACGAAGGAACAGUAGUCCAAAAUGCGAGCUUGGAGUCGUCAAUGCGAAAUCGCAUUGUACGACUCGAGCAGGACAAUAGCCCCUAUCUGCUAGAUAAGGCAAGGGGAGCCUACUGGUCGGACAUAAAAAAAGAACUGGACGAUGCUCCCUCUCAGGGGGAGUAUAACCGGUUGGUCUCUUUUGAAAACAGGGACCUCCUGCUCCGAGAACUCAAGCAUGAGGCUUUACGCCUUUUUCAAAGAGUCUUGGAGCAGAAUCCUCCCUUGGCCGACCAGGCCCCAUACAACCCACAAGAAGUCUUUAAAGACUUCUUGGACGAGCAUGGCGACCAACUGGACCGGCUCCAGUUGGACGUAUACCAACGAGACACUUUGGAACUAGAGUUUUUAGCUCUGGUGAGGCAAGGGCUCAAAAGGGAUGGCCCCGCCUAUGUCAGAGAACGCAUUUUCUAAAUGGAAAGCGUACUGACUCUGACUGCUAUCUACGAUGCGAUCAGGGGGGAAUAGCGCAAGGGCUUAAGUCAUCGAUUCAAAUCCUAUCUUUUUUUCGG
Erigeron canadensis is the source of this 1573-nucleotide messenger RNA. RefSeq lists its product as uncharacterized. The record is from RefSeq and is a predicted model, not a curated record. The transcript has a single exon. Bases 594 to 1475 code for a protein of 293 amino acids. NCBI's taxonomy places the organism in Eukaryota, Viridiplantae, Streptophyta, Magnoliopsida, Asterales, Asteraceae.